UCUUUUUCUUUAAAUUGUGUAAUAAACGAAAAAGAGAGAGUGAAAGAGAGAGAAAUAGAGAGAGAGAGAGAGAGAGAGAGAGAGAGAGAAAUAGAUAGAUACAUAAGGCUAGAGGAAAAAAAAAAGUAAGGAAGAUUGUAUUACGCAUCAAUUUAGAAUUUGAAAGAAGAAGAAGAAGAAGAAGAAGAAGAAGAAGGAGAUAAAAAAAAAACAAGUGGAUCCACGUGUAAGAAGACGAAAUGGUUGCGAAGGAUUCGAAAGUUGUCACAGCGGAGCUGAUGAACCCUUACGAGAAACCACCGGCUAUGUCCACUGGUCAAUCGUUGAAGACUUUCUUGUAUAAUCAUGAGAGUGGUGCUUUCAUGGGCAGGACCGUCAGUAGUUGGGGUAAAAUAGGGUUGUUCUAUUUGGUAUUCUAUGGAAUACUAGCAGCAUUGGUUGCAAUUUGUUUUUGGGGUUUCUUUCAAACUCUUGAUCCAAGGAUACCUCGAUGGCAAUUAGAACGUUCUAUAAUCGGAACUAACCCAGGAUUGGGUUUUAGGCCGAUGCCACCAGUGGAAAAUGUGGAAAGCACAUUAAUUUGGUACAGAGGAACAGACAGUGAAAAUUUUAAACAUUGGGUAGAUUCUCUUCAAACCUUCUUAAAGGAAUACAUAACACCUGGCUCUAUUCCUGGGCUUGGUGCUAAUAUUAACAAAUGUGAUUACAAUCAGCCACCACCACCUGGAAAAGUUUGCGAUGUGGAUGUAAAAAAUUGGCAUCCUUGUACAAAGGAAAAUAAAUAUAAUUAUCAUAAAUCGGCGCCAUGUAUUUUUCUUAAACUGAACAAGAUUUAUGGCUGGAGACCGGAAUUUUACAAUGACACGGAAUCCUUGCCGGAAAAAAUGCCACUUGAUUUGAAGGAACACAUUGCAAGUUUAAAAGAUAAAAAUUCUUUAACACUCAAUACAAUUUGGGUCUCUUGCGAGGGUGAAAAUCCUGCUGAUCAAGAGAACAUAGGGCCAAUUAAUUAUUUACCACGACGAGGUUUCCCCGGUUACUUUUAUCCCUUUGAAAAUUCAGAAGGAUAUUUGAGUCCAUUGGUCGCUGUUCAUUUUGUAAGACCACGUACUGGUAUUUUAAUAAACGUGGAAUGCAAGGCAUGGGCCAAAAAUAUUAAACAUAGCCGCCACGAUAAAUUAGGUGCUGUUCACUUUGAACUAAUGAUAGAUUAAUGUUUUAAAAUGCAGAUCUUUUUUCGAUUUAUAUUUUAAAUAUAAAUACCUGAGCUAUCAUCAAUUUUUAUACCUCUUAGGUUCUGCAUAGAACCUGACAAUAUGUAUUUCAUCUUUAAUAAAUUAUUACAUGUUUCUAAGCAUUUUAUCGCCAUGUGAAUCGUGUAGGAAGUGCUUAGAGUACAAAAAUAAAAUAUCCUGGGAAUAAUAGUCCCUUAAAUUUAA
Vespa velutina is the source of this 1439-nucleotide messenger RNA. Its product is annotated as sodium/potassium-transporting ATPase subunit beta-2-like. The transcript is spliced from 6 exons. The coding region runs from base 240 to 1214 and encodes 324 amino acids. NCBI's taxonomy places the organism in Eukaryota, Metazoa, Arthropoda, Insecta, Hymenoptera, Vespidae. Gene Ontology annotation, biological process: sodium ion export across plasma membrane; intracellular potassium ion homeostasis; intracellular sodium ion homeostasis. Gene Ontology annotation, cellular component: sodium:potassium-exchanging ATPase complex. Gene Ontology annotation, molecular function: ATPase activator activity. The record is from RefSeq and is a predicted model, not a curated record.